Salvia hispanica is the source of this 705-nucleotide messenger RNA. RefSeq lists its product as uncharacterized. The record is from RefSeq and is a predicted model, not a curated record. NCBI's taxonomy places the organism in Eukaryota, Viridiplantae, Streptophyta, Magnoliopsida, Lamiales, Lamiaceae.
AUGAUCAAUGAGCCUCAGAAUAGGAGUUCAGAGGACAUACUGAAUGCCUUCAUGACACAGUCGCAGAAGAAUAUGGAGCAUUCAAACAAGAGGCUCGAGAAGCAUAAGCCAGGGCAGUUCCCAGGGCAGCCAACUAUAAAUCCCAAGGAUUGCAAGGCGAUUCACUUGAGGAGUGGGACGAGUUAUGAGGGUCCUUCUAUGCUAGAGACCCCACCAAAGCUUGUAGCUGAGCCAAAGAAAGAAGCAGAGGCCAAGGUAGAAAAGGAGGAACUUGAGACAUCAUCUCCUGCAGUUCACCCUGAGGUGAACACACUAGUCAAGCCAGCAGAGGUCAGAGUGCCAUUCCCCCAAGUGCUGCAAAGGAAGAAGAAGAAUGAUCAGUUCGCCAAAUUUUGGGAGAUCUUCAAGAAGGUGCAGAUUAACAUUCCGCUGAUUGAGGCAUUGCAGCAAAUUUCCGGAUAUGUUAAGUUUCUCAAGAAAGCUGUCGCCAAAAAGAAGAAAUGGGAGCAUCAUGAGACCGUCAACUUGACGAAAAACUGUAGUGCGAUCUUGCAAAGGAAGCUUCCGGCCAAGAUGGAGGAUCCGGGAAGCUUUAUUAUUGAGUGCACUAUUGGAGAAUACUUUGUGGAGAAUGCCUUAUGCGACCUUGGAGCGAGCAUUAACCUCAUGCAUUUGUCUUUCUAUAACAAGAUGAAGAUUGGCUAG